AUGUUAACUCAAUCUUGUAAAUGUGAUUUGAAGGACUGUUCCUGUUGCAAAGAUUGCUUUAACUGUCUCAGCUACUUAUAUAGCGAAUGUUGCAGUUGUGUUGAUAUGUGUCCAAAGCCAAAUGACACACAAACUGAACUUUCUAAGUCAUCUUAUGUAGAAGAAUUGGCCGACAAUGUACCUGGACUCUUUACUGCGUUGACAAGUGACCCUGAUCCUCAGCAGAGAUGGCUUUCCAUCACAUAUCCAGUUGAUAUAGACCUCUCUGCAUUUAGGCCCACCCCUGAAAGGCAGCUUGUUUACCAUUUACAGAGCGUGGAACAAGAAUCUGAGCCGGUGAGCCGCGAUGUUGUUACUUUCAACUGCACCGUCGCCUACAUGUCGCAAUGCAUGUCUUGUGAUAAAUGCCGAGCGUCUUGUCGAUCCAUGGGCUCCAAUAGCUUUAGAUGGUUCCAUGACGGUUGCUGCGAAUGCGUCGGGGAUAAAUGCUUAUACUAUGGGAUUAAUGAGAGCAGAUGCCUCGCUUGUCCCGGCGGUAAAGAGACUCCGGAGGGCACCGCCAUAGAAGAUGACUUGUCCUACGACGAUCUUGACUAUGGCGAAGAAGUCGACGCGCAAUCCGUC
Molecule: messenger RNA, 624 nt
Organism: Brenthis ino (lesser marbled fritillary)
Lineage: Eukaryota; Metazoa; Arthropoda; Insecta; Lepidoptera; Nymphalidae
Source: the annotation of a GenBank genome assembly